Geosmithia morbida is the source of this 927-nucleotide messenger RNA. RefSeq names its product thymine-DNA glycosylase. Gene Ontology annotation, molecular function: mismatch base pair DNA N-glycosylase activity. The record is from RefSeq and is a predicted model, not a curated record. Lineage: Eukaryota; Fungi; Ascomycota; Sordariomycetes; Hypocreales; Bionectriaceae. Bases 1 to 927 code for a protein of 308 amino acids. Gene Ontology annotation, biological process: base-excision repair, AP site formation. The transcript has a single exon.
AUGACGAGCCCCGAAGCCAAUGCGGCGCCCCGGUGUCAGCCCGCCACCUUCUCAGGACGUCUCCGGCUCUCCGACUACGCGUUCAAGGGGCCUGGAUCAUCGACCGAUGUCUCCAUAUCAGCCGGCAGAAAGCGGAAAACACGUUCCUCAGUCAGAGUAAAACCAGGAGCAGAAGAAGAGGGAGAUGGCAGCGACGUCAAGGAGGAGGAGACGCAGGAAAGGAAAAUAGAGAAGAAGAAGAAGAAGAAGAAGCAGUCCUCAUCAUACGCACCGCCGUCCACAUACGCCCACCUCCCUCUCCUACCGGACGCCAUAGGUCCGGACCUGAUCGUCCUGUUCGUCGGUCUGAACCCGGGGCUCGAGACGGCCCGGACCGGCCACGCCUUCGCCCACCCGUCCAACCGCUUCUGGAAGCUGAUGUACUGGAGCGGUGUGACCCCUCGGCUCUGCGAGGCCCGCGAGGACGGGCACCUGCCCGCCCUCUUCUCCCUGGGCCUGACCAACAUCGUCGGUCGGCCCAGCCGUAAUGCCGCCGAGCUCAGCAAGUCCGAGAUGGACGAGGGCGUGGCCGCUCUCGAGGACAAGGCGCGCCGCUGGAGACCGGAGGCCAUGUGCAUCGUCGGCAAGAGCAUCUGGGAGUCUAUAUGGCGUGUCAGGCACGGCGGAAGAGGUCCCACCCGUGACCAGUUCAGGUACGGCUGGCAGGAUGAGUCGGAGAACAUGGGCGUCGUCGCCGCCGCCGGCGCCCGCGACGAUGACGGCGACCGCGACGACGGAUGGCCCGGUGCCAGGGUCUUUGUCGCCACUACGACUAGCGGCCUCGCUGCGUCCAUGUCGAUCGAGGAGAAGAAGGAGGUCUGGAACCAUCUUGGGUCGUGGGUCAAGAAGAGACGGGCUGAGAGGGGGGAACAGUAUACUCCCUCAUGA